GUUGUACUUCCCUUUUAUACUGAAGCCGUCUCGACAAUACACACUCCCUGUACAACGCUCUACAGAUAUAUAUCUCUGUAUACUAUUAGCAAUUCUGACUGGUAAGAAGACCAGCUAACUGCAAACAAAACCAGGGUGCGAAUUUGCACUUCGGAGUUAAACUUUCAUCACGAUUAACAUAAAAUAAAAUGAUGUGAAAACACCAGGAUUAUUCAGACAAGGAGUUACCAAAGACCAUAUUGAAUGUUAUACUGUCAAUCACUGACCUCCAGGUAUCUGCGCUAUAACCAGGAAAUUCAGGGUGGAAAACACCUUGUGAGCAAAAAACAACAACGACAAAUAAAACCCUGAAUCCACUGCAUUAAUGGAAUGGCUCACUGCAGCAGAUCCUGCAGCAAAUGUAUGGCACGGGUCUAAAGCAAGUAAACCCUUCUGAUUACAGUGCCUUCUGCAGUCCAGGAUAAUGACUUACCUGUUUGGAUAGUUCAAUAAUGCAAUAAAGUAAUAAAAUACACUGCAGAAACAUCUACUCCCGGAUCUAGGUUGGCUGUGUAAAGAAUUGACCUUACUGUCUCUAUCUGAUGUAUGCUGGCACUCUCAGUUAUUUCUGGAAAUGCAUUCUAUAUUUGUGAAUCUCUGGAUGCAAUGGUGAGUUUGUCUUCCUGCUUGGUAAGCAGCCGAUGCAGACUUACACAAAUGUGUCUCUAUUCCUACAAACACUGGCAUUACAUCUUCAUCUUUAUCACCAUCGUUCCAGUAUCCACAGGCGCCUUGGAGAUUGAAGUUGAACAUGCAACACUCUAUGGAGCAGUAGGAGAAUCGGUCCUUCUCUCUGUGAAUUACAGUCUGCCCAAAGAAACAAAGCUACUAGAUAUAACGUGGAAGCUGAAGCAAGGUCUGGGAACCAGAAAAGUGUACGAUUUCCCAAACAAAAUGUUAUCUUCACCCUUCAUCACUAACUAUGAGAAGAGGGCAGAAGACUUCCGGAAUGGUUCCAUACUGCUGAAAGAUCUGAUGUCCUCCGAUGAAGGGCUGUAUGUAAUCACAAUCACUACAAACGACGGCAUAGAGAAGGACAGGGAGAUCCAGCUCUAUAUCGAAGCUCCUGUCACCAUGCCCUCUAUUACACAGUCUCCUCAAAGCGCAAGUCGUGGAGAACUCGUAUCCCUGAUCUGUAAUGCAUCUCGAGCAGCCAAUAUGACGAUGCGUUGGCUGGAGUCUAAUUCUUCCUCUCCUGAGAACUCUUUCUCGGAUGAGAAUGUCAUGCUACUGACGUUAACGGUGGCACCUGAAGACUGCAGGACAUACACCUGUGUGGUGGAAAACAACGUGAGCAGGAAACAGCUCAGUCACACUCUGAACGGAUCUGAGGAGCUGUGUGGCUCGGAUAUUUUACCUGAUCAAUCUUCUUUAUGGAUCUCCCUGGGCAUUUUGAUACCAAUUGCAGUGUGCAGCAUCAUCAUCAUCAUCAUCGUCAUGGGGUGGUGUUACAAAACCAAGAGAGAAGAUAGAAAGAAAGUAAAAGAUGAAGCAGAAUUACAGGAAAUGAAUCCCGACCUCUCAAAAUGAGAUUUACGUUUCUGUAGCAGUAUCUGAAACGGAUUAGGGUUAGGAUUCGUGCAAAAAGAUUGCAACUCUGCAUAAUAACAUUGUAAUGCUGUGACAUGCAUUUUAACUUAUAUGUAGAUGCACAGUAAUUACUCAAUAACCUGGUACGGUAAUGUUUUCAUGUAUUCCGCGUCAUGGAAAAAGCUGCGUCUCCCUGGUUCAGUCAUAACAACUUUAAUUGAAGGUGCUGGGUUUGCAGACAGACGUGUUAUAAGCCACUGUGCAGAACAGGCUGUGUAUUUCUACCCAUUACUUCCCUGAAGGAACUGGAGGUGGUGUAAUAGGGAUCGAUCACUUACCCUUCCAAUUUAAACACAUGGCAUCAGAUUUGCUGUCCCUAGUGGUCCUAUACCCUUUUACAAUGUAAUGGUGGGUUGCUUUGAUUCGUAUUUGUAUAUUUUUUGUAAUGCUCGGCUGUCAGUACAGUAUUAAUAAAGGAACACUAGCUAUGGAAAUGUGAUUAUAUCACUGAAUUAUACGGCAUAACGAUUUCCAUGUAAUUGCAAAUGAGUUACUGGGUGUGAGUUGGAACCAGGCACCAGAGAUAAUUGCUUGUUUAGUACAAUGCAUAUUCAUAGCCUGCUAUCGAAAUUGCUACCAUGUGUCUCAGUCUAAGUGAACGACACUUGCCGCUGUGUUUUGCAGCACUGUUCUGAAACAGGAGCUUUGUGUUCCCUCAGCUAAAGCCUCUCUGUCCUGCAUGGGUUUCUUGCAGGGGAAUGAAAGGGUAAAGUGUGUGCGUGCGUGCGUGCGUGUGUGCGUGUGCGUAUAUUCCCUGACAUUCAGGUUGUACGUUUUGUUAAUGCUAUGUUUCACAACCUGCAGUUGUGAAACGUACGUAUGGGGUGUAUGUCCCUAAGUGUUUGUUUUUGUAAAGGUUCACAAUAAAUAAUGUGUUUCAAGUGCAGUAAAUUGCCCUGUUUGAUUUUAUUAAGAUCUCUCGUCUUUGAAAAAUGUUGUACAUUUAAACAAAUGCAACGUUUUGAAGGCAGCAAACGCUAAAAUAUUCUUUCUACAUAAACAAUUUGACAUGUGAUGAUGUAAUAAAGGAAAAGUGACACCUGAUC
Molecule: messenger RNA, 2675 nt
Organism: Acipenser ruthenus (sterlet)
Lineage: Eukaryota; Metazoa; Chordata; Actinopteri; Acipenseriformes; Acipenseridae
Product: hepatic and glial cell adhesion molecule-like
Exons: 7
Coding region: 586-1569 (327 amino acids)
Biological process (GO): filopodium assembly; positive regulation of excitatory synapse assembly
Cellular component (GO): dendrite; plasma membrane; axon
Source: RefSeq, a predicted model, not a curated record